Messenger RNA from Anolis carolinensis (green anole), 2083 nucleotides. It is a transcript of the gene nkiras1, whose product is annotated as NFKB inhibitor interacting Ras like 1. Bases 172 to 747 code for a protein of 191 amino acids. The record is from RefSeq and is a predicted model, not a curated record. The transcript has 4 exons. NCBI's taxonomy places the organism in Eukaryota, Metazoa, Chordata, Lepidosauria, Squamata, Anolidae. Gene Ontology annotation, biological process: canonical NF-kappaB signal transduction; Ral protein signal transduction. Gene Ontology annotation, molecular function: GTP binding; GTPase activity; GTPase activating protein binding.
AUGCUUUGCGGCAAAAUCCACGGAUCCAGGCCCGGGAGGCGGAAGCUGCGCGCAGAGGUUGCUGGGAAACGUAGUUCCCUAGAGCACGGAAGUGGGCAGGAGGUCACCAGUAUUUGCUGUACUGUACUUUAACAGGAUUUUUUCAAGGAAGCCUAUCAGUCUGAAAGGAAGAUGGGAAAAGGCUUCAAAGUGGUGGUUUGUGGAAUGGCUUCAGUGGGGAAGACAGCCAUUUUGGAGCAAGUUCUGUAUGGUGAUCACAGGAUUGGUGCUGAAUAUUUUGCAACUAUAGAAGACGUGUACGUGGCUUUGGCUGAAACCGAUCGAGGAAUCAAGGAACAGUUACGGCUGUAUGACACCAGAGGAAUUCGAGAGGGAGAGGAAUUCCCUAAACACUACUUCUCCAUUGCAGAUGGUUUUGUCCUGGUGUAUGCUGUGAACAGCCUGGAGUCCUUUGAAACUGUGGACUGGCUUAAGAAGGAGAUUGACAAGCUGAGAGACAAAAAAGAGGUGUCAGUUGUUGGUUUAGGCAAUAAGAUUGAUCUUUUGGAGGAAAGACAAGUAGAAACUGAGGUAGCACAGCAGUGGGCUCGGAUGGAGAAGGUGAAGCUGUGGGAAGUGACAGCAACGGAUGGUAAGACACUGAUGGAGCCCUUCAUGGUAUUGGCAAGCAAACUGUCUCAGUCUCAAAACAAAUCAGCCUUUCCUUUGCCUGGACGGAAGACCAAAGGCAAUAAUGAUGACAGCUAAAAACUUUGCUGCCAGGGAUGAGUGCCUUGAAUUGUCUCUUCUUCCUCCUGCUGAGCCAGGUGUUCCAUUUUGCUAUUUCUUUGAUACUUUGUCAAGCAUUAAUUGUGCUUCAGGCUGCUAUUGGUAAAAUUCUGUGUAUUCAAUGCAGAUCUUUGGUUUCUAAAACAGUUGAAUAGCCUGAGAGAUCAAGGGCAAGUAUGGUUUUGGAAGUUUUUGCAUAAAAGCACUGCAUGGAUCAUGGUGGUCUGUUUUUAAUAAUUGUUUAGUUCAAUAGGCAUAAGGUGGCAUCUGCUAACAGGGUAUCGUGGAAAGAGGUGCCCAAGAGUGUUUUCAGAUGAUGCUAUUGUUGUGUAGACAUUUGCCUCAAUUAUGGAAACUUACUUUGGCGUACAGUUGUGAUUUGGAACCUGCUACUUCUUCCCUGGUUUCUUCCUACAUACAUUCCAAAAAUGGGGAAAAGAUGGAGUAGAUACAAUGUCUUUCAACUGACAUUACUAGGAGCAUGCCUAAGAUCCAGUUAGCUGACUACAGUUUAAAUCCCUCUAUGUAUUGGAUUGUAGCAGCUCUAACAGCAACUGGAAAAAAGAUAAUGGGGUAAGUAUGUUUAGGAAGCCUGUUGUGCACCAGCCUUCAGCACACAGAUGAUUUCUAAUAUGACAGGGCUUCAAAGUGUUUGGCCAGCUUGGGGAAAUUGUAGAACCUGGGCUGGACUGCAAUUGAAGAAUGUCUCCACUGACUACCCGAAUGUAAGGCAUUUAAGGAAAAGUCAAGCUGUUUGCUUGUAAAGAAUUCUAGAUUCUAGAAUUCAUAAUCCAAAAAAGUGACUUCCCCAGGCUCUGAUCUCUAUAUAAUGGUGCCUAUUUGGUCAGUUUAAAAAAAGGCAAAUCGAUAUGAAUGUCUUAUACUCAAGGGAUUAAGAUCAAGAAAGUCUGUCUUCCAGUCAACACUUGUUUUGCUUCAGUUGGUACCUUUCUCAGACAAGGAAAGCCUUGUACAGGCUCAUGGAAGUAAUCAGAUCCCAAGACAUUUAGAGGUUUACAGGUAACUUGCAGCACUCUGAAUUGUGCCUGGAAACAGAACCACCAGCGGUGCAGUUUUGUUGAAAGAUAGAUCCCCCCCCCCCAAUUUUGCCCCAUGUAAUACUUGGCCUCUCUGUUUUGUAUUCAGUUUUGGGCAGUGUAUGUUUGCAGGCCCAGAUUUAAGACUGUAGUAGUCUAGUCAAGAUUAUAACUCACAGUUAAGGUCAGUCUACAGCCUCAGAAAAAUAAUAGUAGGUUUUGGAAUUUCACACCAGAGCUUGCUUUGUGUAUUUGAAAAUGUAAUACUGUAAGCCUCA